Molecule: messenger RNA, 2010 nt
Organism: Anopheles cruzii
Lineage: Eukaryota; Metazoa; Arthropoda; Insecta; Diptera; Culicidae
Gene: Irbp
Product: X-ray repair cross-complementing protein 5
Exons: 7
Coding region: 11-1876 (621 amino acids)
Biological process (GO): double-strand break repair via nonhomologous end joining; cellular response to X-ray; cellular response to gamma radiation
Cellular component (GO): Ku70:Ku80 complex; nucleus
Molecular function (GO): telomeric repeat DNA binding; damaged DNA binding; double-stranded DNA binding
Source: RefSeq, a predicted model, not a curated record
UGAUCACAAGAUGAGCGAAAACGCGUUUCGUGAUAACCAGUCCGACGAUAGUGAAGAUGAGUUCGAUGACAGCGCCUUUACCGGACGUUCCGGAUUGAUUUUGGCGAUCGAUUGCGAUGAUAAGAUGUUUAACGAUAGUGAAAAGUUUAGAGAAGCUCUGGACAUUGUCGAGUCCAUUAUGCGUAACAAGGUAACUGCCCGUGAGAAAGAUUUGGUAGCAUUGGUUUUCUACAACACCAUGCAAAAUCCGGCACCGGAUGACGAUAUUGAUCAGCACUCGGGAAUUAUUGCGCCACGCCAUAGUGCCAUUUUCCUCCAUCUCACUACGGUUUCCAUCGAGAUGAUUCGGAAGGUACGGAGUAUGCUCAAAUCGGAUGAUUUUUUAGAUUUUGAUAACAAAUACGGCCACUCGAAGGAAGCCAGUCUGGCGAAUGUGUUUUGGAUGUGUUCUCGUAUGUUCUCGCACUGUGGCUACAAACUCGAGCAAUCCACGAUAUUUCUGUUCACAAUGAACGACCAUCCGCACACAAACAAUAGUCUUGAACAUCAACAAACGUUGACAAAGGCAAGGGAUCUACUGCAGAAGGAUAUAUCCGUUGUUCUGGUACCGAUGGUUGAAUCGUUCGAUUGCGGAAAGUUUUAUAAAGAACUUCUCUGCUCAGUUCAAGGAGCGGAUGAGAAUGACUUCAUUCCUCCCGUUUACCAACAAAGCAAAGAACAGCUUCUGCAACGAAUACUAACUAAAGAUUUUAAGAAGCGUUCGCUGGCGCACCUUAAAUGGUACCUCUCGGAGGAUGUUGCACUUUCGGUAAAUGUGUACUCUUUGUCAAGAACACCACGGUUCCCGAAAAAAGUGAAACUUUUACGUUCCACCAACGAGGUGAUAAUUUCGAAACGUGUUCAUGUUGCUAGCGGAUAUUGUGAAGAGCGAGAAGAGGAAACGUCUAAAACUCUUUUACCCGGUGAACAGAGAAAAUCCAUUCGAAUAGGAGGAGAAAUGGUAUCUUUCAAGCCGGAUGAACUAAUAAUGAUGAAACAGAUCCUCACUCCUGGCAUACGGCUGCUCGGUUUUAAACCUGUGUCCACCGUGAUUAUCACCAACCAUGUCCGCUGCAGCAUGUUUCUGUACCCAAACGAGACGCACAUCACGGGAUCAACCUUAUUGCUGCGUGCGCUUUAUGAAAAAUGCCUCGAGAAGGGUCAAGCCGCCUACUGCACUUUGACCAUGCGGAGGAAGCAAUCGCCAAAACUUGUUGCAUUAGUACCGCAGGAACAAGCCUUUGAUGAAAAUGGCUUACCACGCCGUUAUUCGGGAUUCCGGGUUGAGUUUGUUCCAUUUGCUGAUGACAUACGAAAUACACCUUACUUGGAUAAAGCAAAGUGUCCCACAAUUACAGACAGCCAAAUCGAUGUGUUCAAGAAGGUGAUAAAAAAGAUUAGGUUCAAGUACAAUCCGGUUUAUUUCGAAAAUCCGGCAUCACAAAGUCUAUACUCCAACAUUGAAUCGUUGGUGUUUGAUAUGGAAAAGGCUGAAUUCUUCGACUCAACCCACCCAGAUUACGAAACGAUCGACAGCAAGCUGGACCCAUUCGUAGACGAGAUUAAGAAUUUGUUCAGCGAAGACCCCACGAGCGCUCCGAAACGCAGCCGACUUGCAGACAACGAGGAAAGCGCAUCGAAAGCAAAGGCUUCGCGCGUGGAUCGUACUCCUCUUAGUGAUGCAGAAUUAGUUGAAAUGGUCUCGCAAGGAAAGGCAUCCAGCUUGACGGUGGCGACAUUGAAAGAAUUCCUUCAGAAACAAGGUGUCGGUGAAGUUUCAAAACUGAGAACGAAGGCAAUGUUGAUUGCAAAGAUAACCGAGUUGCAAGCCUCGUAACUAUGUUUUCCUAGCUCUGGCAUACGAGUUAUCACACGAUAAAAGAAUGCUACCGGUUUGCCCUGUUGACGCUCCGAGUUUUUCUUUGUUAACAAUAACUAUAUGUUUUGAAAUGAAAAACGAAAACUAUUUAA